Messenger RNA from Parasteatoda tepidariorum (common house spider), 1473 nucleotides. RefSeq lists its product as uncharacterized. Gene Ontology annotation, biological process: lipid metabolic process. Lineage: Eukaryota; Metazoa; Arthropoda; Arachnida; Araneae; Theridiidae. Gene Ontology annotation, molecular function: carboxylic ester hydrolase activity. The record is from RefSeq and is a predicted model, not a curated record.
UGCAUAUGAUGCCAGAAACUAUGGUGACAGUGAAUAUUCUGAAGAUUUUAACUACCCUAUAAGCGUCGAUGAUCUGUUUCAUUUUUUGAAUAUUAUAAAAGCUAAUAAAGCUGUAUUAAUAGGACAUAGUAUGGGUGCCUACACUGCAUUUUUCGCAGCUUUUCGGAAGCCAGAGAGAGUAGCGAUGAUAAUAUCCGAAGACACGUAUGUAAAAUCAAGUUCUCACGAGCAUAUAAUCCAUUGCAGAGAUUACUUACGAGAACUAUCAAAUUCAUUUUUAAAGAUUCCGAGCUAUAUGGAUGAAGAGGAGGCGCACAAGAAAAUUGCUCAUGAUAUGUUCGCAGAAUUAUCCGAAGAAAUUAAAAAAAAGACUCCUGAAGAUUUAUUACACAAACAACUUUUUCCAUUCAAAAGAGAUGCUGAUGGGCGAUACACGGCUAAUUUUAAUGAGAAGUCACUCUAUCGAAUCUAUAGUGAUCCUGCCAGUUUUCUUCUAGACACUGUUGGCUCAUAUGAAGGACCUGCUGUAUUUUUAGUUGGAACUAAAUCUUACAUGAAUCUCACCACUCCUGUUAACUUAGCUUAUGACUUGUAUGAAUCCACUGAAGGCAGUAACCCUAACUUAACACCUAUAGUUCUUCUUCACGGGCUCGCAUCGGACAGAAAAACAUGGAAACAUUUUGCACCAAUUAUUGCCAAAAAAACAAAGAGAAAAGUCUAUGCAUAUGAUGCCAGAAACUAUGGUGACAGUGAAUAUACUGAUGAUUUUAGCUCCUCCUUAAACGUCGAUGAUCUGUUUCAUUUUAUGAAUAUUAUAAAAGCUAAUAAAGCUGUAUUAUUUGGACAUAGUAUGGGUGGAUAUACUGCAGUUAACGCAGCACUUCGGAAGCCAGAGAGAGUAGCAAUGAUAAUAUCCGAAGACACGUAUGUAAAAUCAGCUUCUCACGAACUUGUAAUCCAUUGCAGAGAUUACUUACGAGAAAUAUCAAAUUCAUUUUUAAAGAUUCCGAGCUAUAUGGCUGAAGAGGAGGCGAAGAGGAAAAUUAUUGAUGACAUGUUCGCAGAAUUAUCCGAAGAAAAUGAAGAGUGUACUCCUAAAGAUAUAUUAUACAAGCUACAUUCUCCAUUCAAAAGAGAUGCUGAUGGGCGAUACACGGCUAAUUUUAAUGAGAAGUCACUCUAUCGAAUCUAUAGUGAUCCUGCAAGUGUGCUUCUGGACCCUGUUGGCUUAUACGAUGGACCUGCAGUAUUUUUUAUUGGAACUAAAUCUCCCAUGAAUUUGAGGAGCCACAUGCCUCACAUUAGAGGACAUUUUCCAAAUGUUGAAUUCAUUGAAUUCGAAGGAGGUUACCACAAUCUCCAUGCACAGUUCAGAGAAGAAACGGCUGAUACAGUUGUGCAAGUUUUGAAUAAAUAUAAUAUCUCAUGACUUAUUAUGAUUGUUACAAUAAAUAAAGUAAUAUUUGCGUGUUA